This is a messenger RNA of Girardinichthys multiradiatus, 2291 nucleotides long. RefSeq names its product protein S (gene pros1). Gene Ontology annotation, molecular function: calcium ion binding. Gene Ontology annotation, cellular component: extracellular region. The record is from RefSeq and is a predicted model, not a curated record. The coding region runs from base 177 to 2195 and encodes 672 amino acids. Lineage: Eukaryota; Metazoa; Chordata; Actinopteri; Cyprinodontiformes; Goodeidae. The transcript is spliced from 14 exons.
GUCGAGUCAGCAGCGCUCCGUAGCUGCCUCCCUCCCUCUCUCUUUCUCUUUUUUUUUUUUUCACCGAAACACUUUCGGGAAAAAUAAAGUUUUUUCUCGUCCUCUCACCAAUCUGCGCUCGGCCAGUCUUUCCCCAGAGCCAAACCGUGGCCUGUAGCUGGAAGAACGGCUCGACUAUGAGGAGGCAGAAGCGGGCUCUUGGGAAACCCUUGGCUUGUCUCGUAUUACUGGUGACGCUCGCCGAUGCUUAUCGAUUCCUGAGCCAGAACACAGCUUCCCAGUUCCUGAGCAGGCGCCGGAGGGCCAACUCUCUGUUUGAGGAGAGCAAGAAGGGCAACCUGGAGAGGGAGUGCAUCGAAGAGGUGUGCAACAAGGAGGAGGCCAGGGAGAUCUUCGAGAACCACCCAGAGACAGAAUACUUCUACCCCAAAUAUGUCUUGUGUUUGGGUUCCCACCGUGUUGGCAUCAACCACUACUCCGACUCCAACAUCCCACCAGACCUUCGAACCUGCGUGACGGAGAUCAGUAACCAGUGCACACCGUUCCCAUGCUACAAGGAGGGCUCAAAGCGCUGCGUCGACGGCCAGGCCUCCUUCACGUGUGAGUGCAAGCCGGGCUGGAAAGGACUACGCUGUGAGGAUGACAUCGAUGAAUGCUCAGAUCCUGCGUUUCCAGCAGGAUGCAACCAAAAAUGUCACAACAUACCAGGUAGUUUUAUCUGCUUGUGUGAAGAAGGCUUCUUCAUCAAUGACAACAUCAACUGUGUUGAUAUCAAUGAGUGCCUGUUGUACACCAGUAUUUGUGAACGACCAGCUAAAUGUGUCAACACACCAGGCAUGUAUGAGUGCCAGUGUCCCCUGGGAUUUAAAUACAACUUCACUUCCAGGACCUGCGAUGAUGUAGACGAGUGCAAGAUGCAUGCAUGUGACGGGACCUGUCAAAACACGGUGGGCAGCUACACGUGCCACUGUGACGGCCGUCAGGGUUUACGGCUGGCAGCAGACAAGCGAUACUGCAAGAGUAUACCUGUUUGCGUGGAUCUGAUGGACUAUAAGCACCCUCAGAUGCUUUACCUGGGGGAGCAGUUUGCUGGCUUUCCAGUCAUCUACCUGCGCUUUCGCCUUCCUGAGAACACAAAAUUCGCAGCUGAGUUUGACUUUAGAACAUUUGACCCAGAGGGAGUUGUUCUGUAUGCAGAGUCUUCCUCGGACUCGUGGUUCAUGUUGGGGCUAAGGGCUGGUCGCAUUGAAGUCCAGUUUAAAAACCAGCACACCUACAAGGUUACAAGCGGAGGAAAAGCCAUCAAUGAUGGACAGUGGCAUGUGAUCUCAGUAGACGAACUGGAAAGCAGCAUCAGUGUGAAGAUCAGUAAGGAGGCUGUGAUGAGCAUCAAUAGCCCUGAGAAUCUCUUUACUUCAGUCAACGGCAAACUGGAGACCAAAGUCUACAUUGCUGGUCUGCCGAACCGCACAGACAGUGUCAUGAAGCCUAUCAAUCCCCGACUCGAUGGCUGCAUCCGUGGCUGGAACCUAAUGAACCAGGGGGCGUCCGGGGUCAAAGAGGUCAUUCAGGAGAAGCAGAGCAAACACUGCUUCGUGUACGUGGAAAGAGGGUCUUACUUCUCAGGGGCCGGAUUGGCACACUUCAACAUAGACUACAGUGAUUCUAGGAGCUGGAAGGUGGAUGUAAUGAUGAACAUCCGUCCGUCCAGCAGCACAGGUGUUCUCCUUGCUCUUGUCUACAACAACACAGUCGCCUUGUCGGUUGCCGUGGUAACAAAAGGAGAAAAAGAUGCAAACCUGCAAGUGUUCCUGGACGGCAUCUCUGUGGCCACACUGGACUCGCUGAUGUUGUGUUACCCCGAUCGACUGAUGGUGCAGCUGAACGUGACUCCGACAGAAAUCCAAAUCUCAGCAAACACCUCCACUGUCAGCUACAUAAAGUCUGACGCCCUGCAGAAAGCACUGGAGCACCUUAACACCACCAUGCAGAACCCCAUUGGCACGUACAUUGGUGGGAUACCAGUUGCCGUCCCGUUGCAUGCCACCCCGGUGUCAGCCUUUUACCACGGCUGCUUGGACAUUGCCAUAAAUGACAGACAGCUGGACUUUGAUGAAGCUUUGAGUAAACACAACAGCAUAAAGUCUCAUUCCUGUCCUCCUGUCCGUGACCCAGAACACCGUCGGCCUGCGUAGGAAGUGACCUUAAUUAGCAAAUCAUUAAAAAAGGCCUGCAAAUUAGCCAGCGCCCCACAUGGGACACAUUGAGAUAUGUUGGCUACCCAACAUAUC